AUGGAAGAAAGUGGCAACGGCGAAAUUCCAGCCAGCGCAACGUCAAAUAACUCAACUGGAACUGCUGGAUGGUACGGUCGAUUCCGGGGAAUGAUUGCAGACGAGUUAUCUCCAGAAUAUAUGAAAUUCCUUGUAUUGGACUACUUGAUUUCCCAAGGAUAUAGAGAAGCAGCAGAAUAUUUGUGCGAAGAUGCCUCCAUACCAUUCCCGAGAGAUGCGAUUGAAAAUCUGGAUCAGCGGAUGCGUAUUCGUGACGACAUUGUAGAAGGGAAAAUACAAAAUGCAAUCGAAAAAGUUGUAAAAAUUGUGCCCGAUUUGUUGGAACGCAAUCCAGGUCUUCAUCUUCGUUUACUUCAGCAACAUCUCAUUGAACUUAUUCGCAGUAAGAUGGUGGAGGAAGCCGUUGCUUUCACGCAGUCUAUUGUUGAAAAAGUAGAUGCACAUCCUGAAAUGGAAAAAGAAAUGCAAAAGGCUUUUGCAAUGAUUGCUUUUGAAAAACCUGAAGAUUCGCCAUAUACAUAUCUGUUAGAAAUGAGUCAUCGUCAGAUGGUUGCCAACGAUGUAAAUAGUGCCAUUCUCGAAGCUCUGAAUAAACCGUCUGCACCGAAACUAGAGAAUCUUUUCCGAUUGAUUUUAUGGUCCAAAAACGUGUUAAAGCAUAACGAUACACCGGAAAGCUUAGAACGACUUUUCAAUGGACAGGUACUUGGAAGUGACUUCCAUGAUGAGCAAAAUCUGUUAGGUGACUGGAAGACAAACUUGGUCCCUUGGUGGGGUGGUGUGUGGUUGUGUAGUGAAGUGGUGCUUCCGGAGUUCGGUUGGUUGGUUGGUUUGGAUGAAUGGUUCGAAGAAGGCAGAUCGGGUGCAGGGAGAGAACUAGGGCCAGCAGCAACCACAACUGUGCCCCGCUCUGAACAGAAGUUCACUUCACACAGCUUGCAUAUGUUCUGUGUGCGGGAUCGAGCGUUUAUUUUUGGAGCCCGGUUUCCAUUGCAAAUCUCUGGCCCACUGACAACACGUUUAGGUUUAGGGAAAGAAUUGAAUGUGGGUAAUUCGGAUAGCUCUGAUCAAAAAACCAAACUUAUUUUGGUUCCCAAAAGUCCUCUUUUGUUGAUUAAUGUUCUCAGUGGAAUGCUUUGA
This is a messenger RNA of Acanthocheilonema viteae, 1140 nucleotides long. Lineage: Eukaryota; Metazoa; Nematoda; Chromadorea; Rhabditida; Onchocercidae. The record is from the annotation of a GenBank genome assembly.